GUGGUAUCAACUAACUUUUUUCAUUUCGCUUUUGUCUGGUAUCCUAGUAGCCCAGAGAAGAGUAGAGUAAAAACCAACAACACAUCAUUCCUCUCGCAGUGGCCGAGCACAUCGCCAUGCUGUCCUGCAAUAGCAGACGACAGCAGCCUCACUUUGACUUUCCCUCGUGCCUCGUGCCGAGAGUCAGUUAAUUGCUCGACCCCACUGCACUGCUGGAAUUCACCUGUUGCAAACUCCUUUCCAAACGCAGAAACAAACCAGAUGGAGUGAUCAAAAUCACCAGACCAUCACCAACACAACGCACCCGAUGGAGUGAUGAAAAUCACCAGGCCAUCACCAUUAGCAUCAUCGUUGACACACCAGAUGGAGUGACCAAAAUCACCAGACCAUCACCAUUUCAACGAUUUCAACUCGCGCGCGCAAGACCUUGAAGAGUACAUCAAACAAGUACCAGGAUACCAGACCUAGUUCUCGUCGUCGUUGGAUCCAACCGACGAGUCAUAGGAAGACUCAGAAUCAGAGUCACCAGAGUCAUAGUAGUCACCGAUUCCCAGUCCACCGGCACCAGCCUGAGAUUCACCACCGGGGUCAAUGCCAUCCAGAGCCUCGAGAAAAGUCAGGCUCCCCCCAUCGCCGAGAGCGCCGAGAAAGGCAUCGAGCAUGCUGCCAGUGCCGGUGCCGGAGGAAAGGUUCUCCUACCAACCGUUUCCUGGACCGGGACGGGGACGAGCGGCGCGGGGAGGACCACGACGAACGACCUCGGGCUCUGCAAAGUGGACUCGACGACGCUUGCUGCCGGUACUGGCGGUGUAGUCAGGGUCGUUAGUGUCGUCACGGUUGACAGGUGGGUCCGGGUAGACGAAGAGAUUGUUGUCACGGUUGAGUGUCGGAUCUGGGUAGACAGAGUUGUCAUCAUCGACAGUGCCAGGAUCAUGGACAAUGUCGCCAAAAUCACUGACAGUGUCGUCGUCGCUCAAGUUGUUCAAGUAUUGGGUGCCCGAAGGACCAGCCACGACCGGAAUGUCAUCUUGACCUUGGACAUUGUUCACAUUGUUGUUGUUGGCCCUCGAAGGACCGGCCUGGGCCUGAACGGCAAUUUGACGUUGGACAGGGUCAUUUACCCAAAUGUCAUUGAACUCCUCACAGGCAGCGUCAAUCAGUUCGACAUGUUGACCCUCGGAAUUCGGGACACUCCGCUCGAUUUGACCAGUUUUCAAAAGCCGUGCUCGGACAGCCUUGAACAUGAGCUUGAAGGAAGGCGAGCGACCGAUCCAGCAUUCGAGCCACUUCUUGUGCUGCGGAAACAACUCUCCAGCCUUUUUGAAAAUCUCCACCAUGAUCUUCCGGCGGAUUCGCUUAAGGCCUUCAUCUUUUGCCUCUUGUUCAAAGAACGUCUCGAGGCAGCGUUCGAUGGUGCCGCAGGUUUUCUGGGCAAACUGCGCAGCGUCUUUAUCUGUCAAGAACCAGAGGUUGGUGGCGAACAGUUGUCCCACUGACUUCUCUGCUUCAGCAGUCAGAGGUGGUUCGCAGCGCACGAUAGCUGACAGGAUCAAAAUGUCCACCGCGCCUCUCAGCUCUUCGCCUGGGGAGACCUUGUCGAUCCAGCGAAGGAGGACGGAGUAAUCGAAAGUGUACAGGUAUAGGAGGUACAGGUCGACAUGACGAGGGGUGAAGCGGAAGGGGUCGAGUAUGACCUUGGCCUGGUCAUUGUGUGCGUUAAUUUGGAUUCCCUAUAUCACGGUCACAUCGGUUAGCCGCCGGUCACUUCUGCGCAGCGAGGCACUGCUGAGGCUUGACUUACAACUUCACGACGAAAGUAGUCCGAGUAGCUCACAAAGGUACGAUGAGCUUUCCAGAUGUAGCGUCCACAUUGUAUGGUCGCAUCGAAAUCAUCCCGGUUUUGGUUAAGUAUCCUGCAUCAAAAGUCAGCCAGCUGCAUUCGAAGGUAAUGGACUGGGCGCGAAUCUUUGCUUUGCUUACUCGAGAUUGUGAAUGAUCUGAGGGUCCGACGCAUCAUUGCUGACCUGGUAGAGAUCGACAAGUUCGUGAGAGAACCAAUGCAGCUCAGUUUGAGUCGCAUCACCGACGACGUCAGGAGAUAGGUCCAUUGAGGUAGGUAAGUUGUGAGGUCGGGGUGAUGUCUCUUCGUCAGCCAUAGAUACAAGGGUAUGAGCAGCACUAGUGACGACAGCAAGAGAGUUGUCCAUUGGAAAAGGUGAGUUGCGAGGUUGGAAUGAUUCGUCUUCUUCGGAGAUCGAAGGAACCUUCAGAGCGGCACCAGUGACGACAGCAGGAGAGUUGUCCAUUGGGCCAGGUGAGUUGUAAGGACGGAGCGGUCUCUUCCCUUCAGCGAUGGGAGACAGGCCUGGAGGGGCAGCGCGAGGACGGAGGGAUACCUCUUCUUCAUUUCUAGCGACGAGGUCCCGACCAAAAGCGAGCUGGUCCUGAGGUCGCAAGCCCCUAACCAGCAUUGUCAAGGCUGUGAUAUGGUCGCGAUAUGCUCUCUCUGCGUCACUCAGUGGGCCACGAUGUUCCGCAGCAGAGGGCUGUUGGGCAGGGUGACCCGAAUUGCCAGGGGUUUGGGUAGGGCCUUCGGCGCCAGAGCCCUGCUGCGCAGGCUGAUCCGGUUGCUCAGACAUUAUUGCCGGACUCGAGACCACUCCUCAACACAAAGAGAGAGAGAGAUCUUGAGCCUUGAAGCAAAGAAUACCUGAGGGAACAGGAAAGAGGAACAAACUUGCAACUUGCCACCAGUGGAUGGUUGGAAUGUUGUUGAAGUGUGUGAACCAGUGAACAAAGUGAGAGAUGAAAGAAGAAGAAGAACUAAUUCAAACGUGAAAUAAGUAUGUUAACAAAAAUGGUGCUCGCAUGAUCGUGCGCCAGCCGAGAGAUAAUGUUGCCGUCUAAAUCUCGCCGCGUGGUUAAAACGUCUGAUAUCAAAAAGACAAAAUCACAUGUGGGCGCUCAUCAGCAAAGGGAGGGGAGAUGGGCGGGAGGAAGGCGCCAUGGGCGUGAAAGAUUCCGCGAAGGGAAAGACCGCCAGAGAACAGGACAACAGCCUGAGUUUUCAUACAUGCACUGGCAUUCCACGCGGUGUGCAACACCAGGCCUUGGUUCACAGCGAACAGACAGCAGGGUUGCGCGAGAGUUGUGGAAGUGGCAGCAGAAUACACAUAACUGUCGAUAGGCAAGCCGCGAGGCUGAGGUGGGGACAAGGACCUCAACAUGGGGCACGGGCAAGGACAAGGAGUACAAGUUGGUUGGUCAGCACCGAAUGGGAUAUCAAUCCACAUACUCGAGGAGAAAUCUCUGGAAAAGGUACGCAAGGCUGAAGAUUAAAGGGAUCACGGCUCUGAAAUUCAGGGGUAACAUCUCUCAGACCACGAGGCUGAGCAUAAAGAACAUAAACCACAGGCAAGACCAAGGAGUACAAGUUGGUUGAUCAGCACCGAAGGGGAGGUUCAAUCCAGAUUCUCGAGGAGAAACGCUCCCUCUGCAAAAGGUACGGCGAGGCUGAAGAUAAAGGGGAUCACCGCUCUGAGAUUCAGGGGCAAUAUCUCUUAGGCCGCGAGGCUGAGCAUAAAGAACAUGAGCCCCUGGCAGAGCAAGGAGGUGGUUGACCAACACCCAAUGGGAGGUCGAUACACCAUUCUCAAGGAGAAAUCUCUCUCUGCAAAAAGGUACGGCGAGGCUGAAGAUAAAAGGGAUAGGCACCCUGCAAUCUCAGCGGCAACAUGAUACUCACAGGCCAGGAGCCAUGCUGUGCCAUCCGCAAAUUGGGCUUUUUAUCACACCAAUAACUGCUUUCGUUUCAACCUGCACUCUUCGAGUCCAUCGAGAUGCUAUUCCCUGCCGAAGCAUUAGCAUGGUAGUUAUAUUGCUCGCCUGGGCCCAGCAUAUGAUUUGCCACGAUAUGUCAAAUGAAUCGAGUGGAAAAAAGAAAGGGGGGAGACGAAAAGGUCACGUGAUGGUACAGAAAGCCACAUUAUACAAACAGGAACAAUAACAGCAUGGGCAUUCCAUCAAGAGGACAUGGUUGCAUAUUUUUAUUGAGCAUUCAUAUAGGAACGACGAUUACCUAGAAUGCUGCCAAAGACUUGAUCUCGGUCUAGUCAGUCGGUCCUUCACAACUAAAAUAGAGACAAGAGAUCAUCAUUUGUCUUCUUACCACUCGC
Messenger RNA from Exophiala dermatitidis NIH/UT8656, 4175 nucleotides. RefSeq lists its product as uncharacterized. Lineage: Eukaryota; Fungi; Ascomycota; Eurotiomycetes; Chaetothyriales; Herpotrichiellaceae. The transcript has a single exon. Bases 933 to 1496 code for a protein of 187 amino acids. The record is from RefSeq and is a predicted model, not a curated record.